Molecule: messenger RNA, 366 nt
Organism: Lactuca saligna
Lineage: Eukaryota; Viridiplantae; Streptophyta; Magnoliopsida; Asterales; Asteraceae
Source: the annotation of a GenBank genome assembly
AUGAAAGACAGCUAUAAGGAGAAAUCAUCUGCUCAUUUUUCUACAAAGUCAAUUUUAGCUCUUGAAAGUGAUGGUGACAAGUCUGAUACUGUUGAUCCAGAAGAAGAGUAUCAUUGCGACCUCUACUCAAGUAAAUUCUUCAAUGAUGGAGGCGUUGAUCACUUUGCUCGUGAUUGCAAAGUAAAGAAGAAUAAUGCAAAGGAAGAAUAUUAUGAGACAAACUAUAAGAGAUUAGUGGCCUCUCUGAAGAAGCAAAAUUUAGAGUCCAAAGUUCUUGUCGCUGAAGGUGAAGAAUGGGUUGAUGAAGAGGAGUCGUCUGAUGAGGAAGUUAAAAAGGAUGUUUGUUUGAUGACUAUCACUGGUUAG